AUGCCAUAUCCCGACAGGUAUGACAACCCAGAGGAGGAGGAGCUUCUCUGGGUCCAGUACGCCCUGUGUCAGUCCACCAACAUCACUGUUGCAGAUUACUAUGCAGAGAAAGUAACUACAAAAUCAGUUAACGCUGGGUUCGAGGGUGUGGUCUACACAGAUUAUGAUCACUUCAAAACUGUGGUAGACGGGGUGUUGGAAAAGAGGAGAGCCAGCAGUUCAACCAUGAAAGGGAAGUCCCAUCAGCUGUUCAUGGGCUGCACUGAUGCAGGCGUAGACAUUGUUGGUAUACAAGAACACCGUUUAAUAACAUCAUCUCCUACUGAGGAGUUAUGGUCUGAUGACAAGAACUGGGUCCUCGUGUACACAUCAGCCACAGACCAGAGACUUGGAGGUGUUGGGCUUGUGAUCUCCAAGGAUAUUUACAAGUGCCUCCAAAGUAUUAACCCUGUCAGCCAGAGAAUACUGAGUGCCACGUUUCAUGGUAACCCUGAGACCACUGUUACAGUCGUCUAUGCACCAACAGAGUCAGCUAACACCACAGAAAAAGACGACUUCUACAGCACACUUAAAGACCACCUAGAGAGGGUAAAGCCACACAGCAAGCACCUGGUUAUUGGUGAUUUCAACGCCAGACUAGGCAUGGACAGUCACGUGACCCACCCGGCGGUAAUCGGCCCCCACUGUUUUUACAGUGAGACGAACGACAACGGGGAGCGUCUUGUGAACCUCUGCCAAGAGCACAAACUUCGCCCAGCGCAAAGUAGAUUUCCCCAACCCAGUAAGCGCCUCUGGACCUGGAUGCAUCCAGGGGGGUCUACACAACAACUUGACCACAUCCUUAUAAAUGGUAAAUGGUUAAACUCCCUGCGGAACUGUAGGGCAUACAACUCUGUGGAGCUGGACUCAGACCACAGAAUCCUCAGCGUAAUGCUUGUCUCCAGCCUCCGCACCUCCAAAGGGAAACCAUGCAGAAGGCCUAAGUUCAACUGGAAAAAGUUACGGACGGCAGAAACCAAGAAGGAGUUCCAGGUUGAGCUGUCAAACCGCUUUCAGGGACUGGCCUUUGAUGAUGCCUCCACUCCUAUAACAAAGCGCUAUGGUCAGUGGGAAAAGGCUGUGGCAGAAGCAGCGGAGAAGGUUGUUGGGAAGUCAGAUGAACUUGACUUCCUGAAUCAGCAGUUGGAAAACCUCCAAGAGGCUGACAAGAAGGGUGACUACAACACCACCUGGAAAAUAGUAAACUCACUAGCUGGCAAGGGUAGAAGACCCAGCCCAAGAGUUAAGAAGCGCGAUGGAUCAGCUCCAUCCAGUGACUCUGAGCUCCUGGAUGAAUGGAGGCUAUACUUCGCUGAUUUGCUAAACAACGACAGUGGUCCACCGGAAUCUCUCCCCCCACCUGCUGAUCGAGACCUCCCCAUCAGCACUGACCCACCUACACUGGAGGAGACAGUAAAGGCCAUCCAGGACCUGAAGAACAAUAAAGCACCAGGCCUGGAUUGUGCAAUAACUGCAGAAGCCCUUCAGGGUGGUGGAUAUGUAAUGGCCAAAUCCAUUCACACAUUCUGCACAGAGGUUUUCACCACACUAACUCCCCCAGAGCAGUGGAUCACGAAUGUCAUCAUACCCUUACCAAAGAAAGGGGAUCUGACCCUGAUGACCAACUACAGAGGCAUCAGCCUAAUGUCCGUAGCAGCAAAGCUGAUUGAGAAGGGAUACCCCGAGACCGGCGGGGUGACAAGACAACAGCGCAACUUCAACUACCGUCUGAGCCGGGCCAGGAUGGUGGUGGAGGUUGAAGGGAAGAUGGCGGUGUCUCUUGAAUAG
Messenger RNA from Branchiostoma belcheri (Belcher's lancelet), 1827 nucleotides. RefSeq lists its product as uncharacterized. NCBI's taxonomy places the organism in Eukaryota, Metazoa, Chordata, Leptocardii, Amphioxiformes, Branchiostomatidae. The record is from RefSeq and is a predicted model, not a curated record. Gene Ontology annotation, molecular function: catalytic activity. Bases 1 to 1827 code for a protein of 608 amino acids. The transcript is spliced from 6 exons.